Meleagris gallopavo (turkey) is the source of this 1443-nucleotide messenger RNA. Lineage: Eukaryota; Metazoa; Chordata; Aves; Galliformes; Phasianidae. The record is from RefSeq and is a predicted model, not a curated record.
GCUGGGAGUGCUGAAAAUGCCACCGGCAACAGGCAGCAUCUGGGAUGGUUGCAGAGGUCUUCUGGAAUGGAUAGAGUGCCUUUUAGAGGACUGAUGUAGGCGUUUGUGGCCAGUGUGCAACUGUGGGGGGGCUGGCACUUCUGUCCCCUCUCACCAGCACAGCCACACAUCUUGCUGCAGGGCUCCUCUGCUGGGGCUGCAGCAGGGAGCAUGGUCAGCGUGCUGUGCGCUGUGCUGCAUGCGCUGCUCAGCUGCCUCAUCCCCCCUGCCAACCUGCUGGUGAUCGUGGCUGUCUGCCAGCUGCUGAGGAAGCAUCCAGGCUCUGGCUACAUCUACGUGCUCAACCUGGCCACCGCCGACCUGCUGGUGGGCGUAAUGUGCAUCACUGAGGCCCUGGAUGAUGUUCUGGAUGGGGACUUUGACCGUAGCAAGUCCUUCUGCCUCCUGCGCAUCUCCCUGAGCAUGACGCCGUGCAUUGGCUCCAUCCUGACCCUGCUGCUCAUCUCCCUGGACAGGUACCUGGCAGUGAGGCUGCCACUCUCCUACCGCACGCUUCCAAAGAAAGCACCCGUGGCCCUGUCCCUCAUGUUCCUCUGGAUGCUCGCCUUCCUCCUUGGGCACUUGCCUCUCAUUUUUCCCUCUCUUCAGCAAAGCAACUACACGGGCUACUGUGGGCUGCUCUCUGUGGCCAGGAGUGAGUACCUCUACACCCUCUGCUUCGGUGUCUUUGCUCCAUCCCUGCUAGUGCUGCUGUGCCUACACGUCUCAGUGUGCAGCAUCGCCUAUGCGCAGCACACGCGGUCGCCUCACUCCUGCGCCCAGCCCAGGCCCCUCCGCGCCCGCCUGCGCCACUUCAAGGCGCUGCGCACUGUGCUCUUUGUCCUCGUCGGCUUCGGGCUCUCCUGGGGCCCAUACCUGGUGGGGGGCACCGUGCAGGCCGCCUGCCGCUCCUGCGACCUGUCUGACACACUCAAGGACGCGCUGUUCAUCCUGGGUGAGACCAACUCCCUCCUCAACCCUCUCAUCUAUGCCCUGCACAGCAGAGACAUCCGCAGCCACCUCGCCAAACUGCUCGGCUGCAGGCGGAGGGGCCUAGUGCAGCCCGUGGCCUCCAGCAUCCACACUGUGAGUGCUGGGAGCUGGCCCAGGUCAUCUGGGCUGUGAGGGGUCCCAUCACUCCUACGACUGCAGGGCCUGCAGUGGGACAGUGGUGCUCGAUGUGGCUGCAAGCAGAUCCCCGCACAGCAGCCUCUCGUUAUGCCAGGGGCUGCUCACCGCCUGCUGCCCCUGCACCUGAGCAAAUGCUGCUGGGGCUGUUGGUUGCUUUGGUUCAACUGUGGCCUCUUAUCCCCUGUGAAUGGGUGAACUACUGCGUGCUGUGCUUUGCUGUGCUGUGCCUGCAGCGGGCUGAACUGAACUGCUGUGUGCUGUGCUGUGCCUGCA